Apiotrichum porosum is the source of this 1311-nucleotide messenger RNA. RefSeq lists its product as uncharacterized. The record is from RefSeq and is a predicted model, not a curated record. Gene Ontology annotation, molecular function: structural constituent of nuclear pore. NCBI's taxonomy places the organism in Eukaryota, Fungi, Basidiomycota, Tremellomycetes, Trichosporonales, Trichosporonaceae. Bases 1 to 1311 code for a protein of 436 amino acids. Gene Ontology annotation, cellular component: nuclear pore. The transcript is spliced from 6 exons. Gene Ontology annotation, biological process: nucleocytoplasmic transport.
AUGGCCUUCGGUUUUGGCGCCCCAGCAGCUCCCGCUGCUCCUUCGGCGUUUGGUAGCUUUGGCACCUCGCCAGCUGCCGCACCAGCUGCUCCUGCCGCUGGCGGCUUCUCGUUCGCGCAACCCGGAGCCGCGCAGCCCGCCGCUGGUACUGCCGGAGCCACGGGAGGUCUUUUUGGUAGCUCCCAGCCUGCUUCUCAGCCUGCGGCUACUGGUGGUCUGUUCGGUUCCACCCCAGCCGCCUCUGCGUCGACCUCGUCCUUGUUUGGCGCCAAGCCAGCAACCGGUGGGUCGCUGUUUGGUGGCCAGCAGCAGCAGACCCAGCCCGCUACUGGCGGCCUGUUUGGCUCGACCUCCGCCCAACCCGCUCAGACCUCUUCGCUGUUUGGUGCCCAGCAGCAGCAGCCCGCCCAGCAGACCUCUUCGCUCUUCGGCUCAACCACUGCCCAGCCUGCCACCAGCAGCAUCUUUGGCGCCCAGGCCGCUGCACCCACCGGUGGCCUGUUUGGUCAACAGCAGCAGCAGCAGCAGCCCGCAUCCUCCAUCUUUGGUGCCCAGCAGCAGCCUGCGCAGACGACUUCCCUCUUUGGACAGCCCGCCGCCGCACAGGCUUCCAACCCCCUGCAGGCCUCCACGACCGCCGGUCCUUCCUCAGGUAUCUCCAAGACGACCAAGUUCUCUGACUUGCCGGACCCCGUGCAGAAGACGAUCGAGCAGAUGGAUGCGUGGAUCAAGGACCAGAAGCAGGUCGGUGCCAGCAUCGACACAGAGAACAUUGGACGCGCUAUUUGGCAGACCUCUGGAGACGUCAAGGCUGCCAGCGAUGCCGCUAUUGCCCAGGGCUUGCACUCGCUCAAGGCCACUCUUGAGCAACUGGCGGAGAAGGUGUCGUCCGAGGCACAGGACCUCCAGAAGCUGCUUGAGACGUGGGAGGCGGCCAAGCCUGCCGACGCGCGUCACGGUGCUGUCCGUCCCGUUCCCCACCGCGACUUUCCACAGGAGUACUUUGGUCGUGUGGCGCAGGGCCUCGAGGAGCGCGUCAACCGUUACAAGAGGACGAUUACUCUUCUGACCAGGGCUGUCACUUCGGUGGCAAACGACAACGAGACUUUGAAUCCUCAAGUCGUUGCACAGACCAUUCAGAACAACCAGCAAGCGCUCAUCUCGCUGGCUGCCCAGCUCGAGGGCUUGCAGCUCCGUAUGAACGCUCUGCGCACCAACUUUACCGAGGACUACCGGGAACGUACAAACUCGAUGCGCGACCCGUUCGAGGUGGCGAGGGAGGAGAAGGGCAUUUCGCUGCUGCGCGCAUGA